Molecule: messenger RNA, 4175 nt
Organism: Salarias fasciatus (jewelled blenny)
Lineage: Eukaryota; Metazoa; Chordata; Actinopteri; Blenniiformes; Blenniidae
Gene: elf1
Product: E74-like ETS transcription factor 1
Exons: 11
Coding region: 855-2876 (673 amino acids)
Biological process (GO): regulation of transcription by RNA polymerase II; cell differentiation
Cellular component (GO): nucleus
Molecular function (GO): sequence-specific DNA binding; DNA-binding transcription factor activity, RNA polymerase II-specific
Source: RefSeq, a predicted model, not a curated record
UUAAUUUUAGCCACCGUAGAAGUCCGAAUUUCCAUAAAAUCCAUUAUAAACCCCGCCCGGAGAGGAGUUAUCGUCAAUUGCUGUCAUCUCGCUGGGGCUUGGACAUUCCCGGAAGAUGCCCAUUUCCACCUUCAUCUCAUCUCGCAACGAUUAUCCGGAGUUUUAACGAUGGGCAAACGGACAAACUUGACUGAAAACAAACCCCUACGCUACCGAACAAUUUCUUUUUCUGUUUUUCGUGUGGUAUUUUAAUUUGAAUACAUCGUGUUUCGGGACGCCUUUCAGUUCACCAUCCUCAUCCUCACUCCUAAAAGCUUUUUACUACCACCAGCAGGCCACAGUCAAACCUUGGGACGGGGCCAAUUACUCCCAAGGAAAAUGUGACUGCUAGGAAUUCCCCACGCAUCAGCCCCUGCCGGAGAAAAACCGCGACCUUGUGUCAGGAGGCACACGAAAGCAGCAGCGGCGGCGGCGGGAGGAGGACCGAGCUGACCGGGGACUGUGCCAUGAUGAUGCAGCUCCAGAGCCUUUAGUUUCGCGCUGACACCGGGGGGAGAAGAACCAUGUGUGUCUGACGUCUCCCUGUUGUUUCACCAUCUCACUCCCAGGGAUUAUAAUCUGUGCGGAUGACAACUUCUUCCAGGGUGUAGAUGCUCCAGGCGCAGCGGGGCCCAGCCUCUGUGUCAGAGAGGGACGAGGCUGCUCCCACCUGGGCCACAGCACUCCUCUGAAGCUCGGAUCAGAAAGCAGCAGGACCAGGAGGCCAUUUUGUGACCGUCUGCGCUGAGAAGGAGCUGGACUUGUCGUAGCAGGAGAUAUUUCAGGCGUCUCUCUGCCCUCUGAACUCCACUGCCAUGACGACUGCAGUACAGUCGGGUGAACUGGUGUUUGAAUUUGCCAGUAACGGGAUGGAUGAAAUCAAUCAGGUGUGCAGUUAUCUCAUCCCCCAACCCACGUCUGAAUCCUGUGGAGCAGGCUUGAUUCUGGAUGACCCGUCAGUGUUCCCAGCGGUGAUCGUGGAGCAGGUCCCUGCGGCCGAUCUGCUGCAGGUCUACUCAGGCCUCGAGUCCGAUGAGGUGACCAACGGCAUCAUGGUCGACACCACUCUCCACGUGGUGGAGGAACCUUCCAUCCUGGUGGGCGGAGUGGAUCUCUCAGAAACAGCAGUGUCUGCCACAGAGGACAACAUGGAGACAAACGAAGCCGCAGCAGCACUUCUAAGCAUGGAGUCUCCAAACAACAUUUUGGAUGAAAAGCGAAUGAUUCACACCUACGGCGCUCUGCUAGAGUCAGAUCUGACGUACGCCCCCCUGAGGCCAGACCCGAUGGACAGUGUUGCCCUUGAUGUGUCGCUAGACGAGGACACUUCAUCUAUGGACGAGAUUCCUCAAAAGUGUCCCUUAAAACCUCAGAAAAAGACCAAAGUACGAAAGCCGCGGGUGGUGCGUUCCUGCUCUCCCAUCACCACCCCUAACCUGCCACUCAGGAAGAAGAGCAAAGAGGGCAAAGGCAACACCAUCUACCUGUGGGAAUUCCUCCUGGCUUUACUGCAGGAUAAAAACACCUGUCCCAAAUACAUCAAGUGGACACAGCGGGAGAAAGGCAUCUUUAAACUGGUCGACUCCAAGGCGGUUUCAAAGCUGUGGGGCAAACACAAAAACAAACCUGACAUGAACUAUGAGACGAUGGGAAGAGCUCUCAGGUAUUACUAUCAGAGAGGCAUCCUGGCCAAAGUGGAGGGGCAGCGACUCGUCUAUCAGUUCAAAGAGAUGCCGGCCGACCUGGUAGUGAUUGAGGACGAAGAUGCCGGCUCAGAUGCCGGCGCCGGCUACGGAAACCAAAGGUCUUCCCACGGGCGGUCAGUGGUCCGCGGAGGAUCCAAAGGGCACGGAAGACCACAUGGUCAACACCAAUUCUCAGCGAGACACAUGAAGAAGGAGCCCUGCGACGACUACCUGUACCAAGAAGCCAAUAGUGGACAAGCCGAGCAGCUCCUUAAUUCCAUGUUGGAGGGGAAUCAUGGCUCCAGCCUCGACGAUACAGCACAAACUUUGAGGACCAUCAGCACUCCUGCAUCUGUUCCGAUGGUCCUGACAUCUCCCAGCUCUCUGCAGUCUGUUCCCCUCACCACUGUCCUGGCCAACGGGGACUCCAACCACUCCUCCCCUCCUCGGGUGAUCCUCCACACCAUCCCCUCCACAACAGCAGGUGGCAAAGAUGUGCUCGCCAUCCAGACGGCCUCUCUAGCAGGUGGGGCCAACAGCCUGCACGAUGGCCUCCCACAGCAGCUCCUCGUCACCAGUCUGGCUUCCUGUCCCAUUUCCCCCACCUCCUCCGUUUCCUCCUCCUGUAAAUCCCCCCCAGGAGUCAUUAGUUCCACCGCUUCCAACCUCAACGGUCUCCCCCGCCUCGUCACCAUCAACACCACCUGUGGGCAGACCAUGGUGGCGCAGCAGCCCGGCACCGUAAUUGCCACCGUGCUGAAAUCCAGCGACCUCCCCGGGCUGCAGGUCAAAGAAGAGAUGCUGGACACCAGCUACUUCCAGUCGAUGGUGAACGGCGAUCCAUCACUGGCAGCUCACACAUUUGAGAAAGAAGAGAUGGAGGCGGGGGAGGCGGAGCUGCAGUACAGGACUGUGAUCAUUGGUACCAGUCAGAACCAAGUCCAGCAGGCUGCGAGCGAAACUAUAAUUAAUGGACAUUCCUCUCAGAGCAGCAGCCCGAGCGAGGGCCUGACCCCCGUGGAGGAGCUGGAGGUGCGCGGGGAGAUGUCCCUGCAGCCGGAGCAGGGAAUCAAAGACCUGCAGGAGCUACCGCUGUCUGUCCAGCUGCCUGCAAACUUUAUCCAGAUAAAGACGGAGCCCGCAGAGGCUUAAGGCGGCAGGACGCUUCCACACAAGCUGAACCAAAAACAACUGCAUUUCUUCUGUCAACACACCUGAUAUUUUCUUUCGGCCACAGGGAUCUGAUCAGAGAUCAGAAGUGAGGGAUCAGGCACCGUGUUGCUCAAGUCGGUUGAUCGGUUCAGCCUCAGGAUUUAUUGUUUACUCACAUAUUUUGUGACCAUGUGCCUAAUUUUGAAAAUCAAGGGAGUGUUUAGUCUUUUUUUUUUUUUUUUUUUUAAUAAGAAGUCACUUUUUCAGAUUUGGGAUGAUCUUCUGUAGACAUGAACCCCAAAUACACACACACACACACACACACACACACACACACACACACACACACACACACACACACACACACACACACACACACACACACACACACACACACACACACACACAAAUGCCUUCCACGUUAGGAGAGCAGCCAUCGGAUGAACCAGGGAUCCCUGUCUACCAACUGUGCCAGUUAGUCUUUUUUGUUUUUGUUUUUUUUAAAUCUUGCAUCUCAUUGGACUGAUAUGUUGAUGGAGGAGAACGUAACAAACCAAAACCGGGGACCAAAUGCCAAACGGUGCAGCGAUGAACACUGGGAGGACGUGCACGGUGUGAAUGCACAGCUUGUCGAGUUCCUGCUCCCACGGACGAGUCGUCGAUGUCAUGUUGCCGUGUCCAACCUGCUGAAAGCUACACAUCUCUGAGUUUAACAGAAGAGUGCCUUACAGGAAGUUCCAACAGCUCGAGACUCUUUGCUGGAGACAUCUGCUUAAAAGAUGAAAAACGGACUAAAAUGGCUUUUCAGACUUUCAAGAACUUAUUACUCAUUUAUUUUUUCAUAUAAACAAAAUAGGUAUGCAUUCGCUCUCCAUUUCCCCUGGCCUUAAAACAUUGUGUUACUAUGGAAAUGGGCAUUUUCUGUCCACCAAGGACAGUGUAACAUCAAACCUGUUUGUAUAGAGCUGUGGACUGGAGGCACAGCAAGAUAGAGAGGCACAAAUGGAGAGUAAAGAAUACACAGCAUAAAACAGAUUUUAUCAGCCUCUGCUUAAGAGGCUCCAAGGUUUAAAACCUAUUUAUAUAAAAUGGAAUAUAUAAGAAUCUGUCUAUCUAUCUAUAUAAAUAUAUAAAUACAUAUAAUAUACAAUUAAGAAUGAAUUUAAGGCCACAGCAAAUUUAUUUAUUUUGUGAAUUCCUAAAUUCUGUAAAGAAAAAAAAAAAAACAACAACCUGGCACAUCUGUUUUUCUAUUUUCAUGUGUAAACCUGAGGGACAUACAACGUUAAUACCAGGAAG